Messenger RNA from Ictalurus furcatus (blue catfish), 1037 nucleotides. Its product is annotated as SLAM family member 7-like. The coding region runs from base 1 to 639 and encodes 212 amino acids. The transcript is spliced from 5 exons. NCBI's taxonomy places the organism in Eukaryota, Metazoa, Chordata, Actinopteri, Siluriformes, Ictaluridae. The record is from RefSeq and is a predicted model, not a curated record.
AUGAACACCAAAGGCAGUGUUAUAGUCUUAUUCCUGUGUUUCCUGACUCUAUUUACCUUAACAGACUGUAGCACAUGUCAGAAAACUAUAUUAGAAGGGGACAGUCUCAUCUUUAAACUGACUGACAGGCUGCUUAAGGAUGAUGAUCGAUUCACUAUAAAAAAGGACAAUAAAGUGGUAGUCCCCAAAAGGAAUAGGAAACAAGCGGGACCAGGGAUCGUGAAAAAUGAUUCCCUGGAAUUCCAACAUGUGAAACUGAGUGAUUCUGGGACAUACAGUGUUGAGGUAUUUGAUGUGAAUGCCACCAACAUAAAAUCAUACUCAGAAAUCAUCUGUGUUUAUGCAAAAGUCCCAAAGCCAAGAGUGACUAUUACAUGUCAAGAUGAGAAGAUUGACUUCAGAUGUGAUGUUGAAAGUGACAAAGAUCAAAGAUCAGCUAUAUCUUACAGCUGGCACCAAAAUGGGAAAGAAUUCAAGAAGAACGUAUUAAACUUCUCAAUAAAUGCAGAGGCGGAUAAAUCAGUGUAUACAUGUACUGCCCAGAAUCCAGUUCAUAAAAGCACAAGUGAUCCAGUGGAAGCAGCAUGUUUUAAGCCCGAUGAGUUCGUUAGCAGUUUCUGUCUGCAGCAAAAUGAAUAGAAGUUCAGACUGGGCAACCUCCACACCUCUCCGCCUCCUGGUCAAUAAAAAUCAAAUCAACCUGCACGUGGACUCUAGACCCAGGAACCAGCAAUGCAGUCGUUAAAGCUCCGGCAACCCAGCAUGCAGCAGUUAUUCCAAUCAGAAAAUCAUGUGGCUAAUCUCAGUGACUGAUCUUACUGAUAGUGUACACUGUAGUUGUCUUAUAUUGUAGCAACAUACUGAAAGAUUUAAUAAUCACCAAAAGAUUUAGUGUCCAAACUAAGAGUAAGUUUCAUCUAGAAAAGGUGCAUCAUAUUGUCAAGCUUGGUUUGGAGUAACAUUGUCAACCUUGCAAAAAUGACCAUAAUGACAUCGGAUUAUCAGACAAUUUACUGUAUAUAACAGUAACUACCCAG